CAGGGGCUCAGUUAUCUUCUGAUCUUGAUUUGCCGAACCGGUUGCACGGGACUCCACUGAGCUGCACUACAAGUGCAAAUCCCAGUGCUAUCGCUGGGGCUGCGUGUCCGACCGGCAGUUGUAUCAGCUAUGCAGAUUAACCUUCUGAUAACCGGCAACUGCAGCACGCGUACUAAUGGCAGCCACGCCGCUUCCCUGACUCGUCACACCCCUCACUUAUCAUCGGCCGAUCCGACUUCUUAUCAGCACCAAGAAUGGAAGCCGCUUCAAAUAACGGUCUCUUGCCGAAACCUCGACAGGCCAUUCAACACGCACAAUGGGUCUGAAGCAGCGGCUACAAGUGAAACAUGGAGACCUGGUCUCGGGGGUCGACUCCAAUGCAGAUCUGGACCCUAUUCCACGGAAUUCGCCCCGGCGGACCUGGGGGUGGGUCAGUUUGACUGGAUUUUGGAUUUCUGAAGCUUUCUCCAUCAGCAUGUAUCAGGUCACGUCUACGUCGGUGUCGAAAGGGCUGAACGCGGGUCUGGCGAUCGCGGCAGUGGUCAUCGGCCACAUGCUCGUGUACAUCCCAGUGGUGCUUGAUGGAUACGUGGGUUCAAUUUAUGGCAUCAACUUUCCUAUCCUCACCCGUGCCAGCUACGGCAUGCGAGGGAGUUAUUUUGCCGUCCUGAUCCGCGGGCUCGUCGCCAUAAUCUGGUUCGGCACUCAGACGUACCAAACCGGAGAAUGCAUCUCGUCGAUGAUAAGUGCCAUCUGGCCAUCGUUCGAGCACCUACCCAACCACCUUCCCAGUUCGGGGCCUAUAACAUCCGCUCAGCUGCUCUGCUUCUUCCUGGCCAUUAUCGUCCAACUCCCACUUUUAUACCUGAACAUUCCUCAGCUCCGCUACCUCUUUCUCGUCAAGAUGGUUAUUAUGCCCAUCUUCGGCCUCACUUUGUUCAUCUGGGCUGUGGCGACAGCUCACGGCUUCGGUCCUGUCUUCUCCAAACCCAGCCAGAUCACCGACGGGACCCCGGUGGCCGUGGUCUUUCUGCAAUGUGUGACCAGCGCCAUCGGGCCAAAAGCCACUCUUGCUCUGAAUAUGCCUGACUUUACGCGCUACGCGCACUCGCCUCGGCAAAUUAUCUGGACGCAGGCGUUGGGUUUGAUCGUGCUCGUUUCUCUUUGUGGUGUCCUCGGUGCAACAGUCACCUCCGCCAGCGAGAUCAUCUAUGGGGUGCAGACAUGGAACCCGCUCCAGGUGGCUGCAUUAUGGAAUAACCGUGCCGCGCAGUUCUUUGCUGCGCUGUGCUGGUCGCUGGCAGCCAUAGGGACGAAUCUAUCUGCGAAUAGUGUAUCUUUCUCGAAUGAUCUAACGCUUUGGUUUCCUCGGUACAUCAACGCAAGACGGGGUGCGUAUGUAUGCGCGGUGCUCAGCAUUCUGAGCUGCCCAUGGUACAUCCAGAAUGACGCCGCAUCCUUUUCCUCCUUCCUAGGCGGUUAUUCUCUCUUCCUGGGGUCUCUGGCCGGCAUCAUUAUAGUGGACUACUGGAUCAUCCGGAAACGACAGCUGCGCGUUCACUCACUCUACGACCCCCGGGGUACGCACUUUUUCAGGCGGGGUUUCAACCUGCGCGCAUUCGCAGCAUUUAUCUGCGGGAUUGCACCGAAUCUGCCUGGUUUGGCGAAUGCAUGUGGACAGAGUGGCGUACCGGUCGGCGCAGUGUAUCUGUAUUCGCUCAGUUGGCUAGUGAGUAUUCUUGUGUCAGGUGGAGUGUACUGGCUGCUUUGCAAAGUAUGGCCGGUAGCAGUGGAUGACGACGAGGGAGGUAUCUGGGAGGCAGUAGAGGUUACUACCAAGGAAGUCGAGAAUUCCACCCAAUGAAUAGAAUAUCACACUAGAUAGAUUAUCAUUCCAAUGCAGCUACUUAACUACCAAC
This is a messenger RNA of Aspergillus welwitschiae, 1919 nucleotides long. Its product is annotated as nucleobase cation symporter-1 family protein. The record is from RefSeq and is a predicted model, not a curated record. Gene Ontology annotation, molecular function: nucleobase transmembrane transporter activity. The transcript has 5 exons. Gene Ontology annotation, biological process: nucleobase transport; transmembrane transport. The coding region runs from base 317 to 1864 and encodes 515 amino acids. NCBI's taxonomy places the organism in Eukaryota, Fungi, Ascomycota, Eurotiomycetes, Eurotiales, Aspergillaceae. Gene Ontology annotation, cellular component: plasma membrane.